GGAGGAGGAGGAGGAGGAGAGUGAGGAGCUUGAGGAGGCCGAGGAGGCCCGGGAAGGCGGCGCAGCCCAGCAGCCGGCCUCCGACUACCAGAUUUUGCCCUCUGAGGAGACAGUCGUUGCCGCAGGAAUUGUCAUCAUGGGAAAUCAGCUAGCUGGCAUCGCCCCCUCCCAGAUCCUUUCGGUGGACAGUUACUUUUCGGACAUCCACGACUUUGAAUAUGACAAGAGCCUGGGAAGUACUCGUUUUUUUAAAGUUGCUCGGGCCAAGCACCGAGAAGGCUUUGUGGUUGUGAAGGUCUUUGCCAUUCAGGAUCCGACCCUACCUUUAACGAGCUACAAACAAGAGCUGGAGGAGCUGAAGAUACGGCUUCAUUCGGCCCAGAACUGCCUGCCCUUUCAGAAGGCCACUAUGACGGAAAAGGCGGCCAUGCUCUUCAGACAGUACGUGCGAGACAAUCUCUACGACCGAAUCAGCACCCGUCCGUUCUUAAACAACAUCGAGAAGCGGUGGAUCGCGUUCCAGAUCCUGACCGCGGUGGAUCAAGCGCACAGAUCGGGGGUCCGUCACGGGGACAUCAAGACUGAAAAUGUCAUGGUCACCAGUUGGAAUUGGGUCCUCCUCACCGACUUUGCCAGUUUUAAGCCAACUUAUCUUCCGGAGGACAACCCGGCGGACUUCAACUACUUCUUUGACACUUCACGGAGGAGGACUUGUUAUAUCGCUCCCGAGCGCUUCGUCGACGGCGGCAUGUUUGCCACAGAGUUAGAAUCUAUGAGAGAUCCUUCAACCCCACUGGUAGAUUUGGCAAGCAGCAAUCAGAGAACGAGAGGAGAAUUGAAACGUGCGAUGGAUAUAUUUUCCGCAGGAUGUGUAAUUGCUGAGUUGUUUACAGAAGGUGUACCACUGUUUGACCUGUCACAGCUUUUGGCCUAUAGGAACGGACACUUUUCCCCCGACCAGGUACUGAAUAAAAUCGAAGAUCACAGCAUCAGAGAACUGGUCACUCAGAUGAUUCGCUGCGAACCAGAUAAACGUUUAGGGGCAGAAGAUUAUUUAAAGCAGCAACGUGGCAAGGCCUUUCCCGAAAUAUUUUACACUUUCCUUCAGCCUUAUAUGGCCCAGUUUGCCAAGGAAACGUUUAUCUCGGCGGAUGAGCGUAUUCUGGUCAUCCGGAAAGAUCUGGACAACAUCAUCCACAAUCUCUGUGGGCACGACCGCACCGAAAAAGCCGAGGGCGAGACCAAGGAGAAUGGGCUGGUCAUUUUGGUGUCCGUGAUAACUUCCUGUUUACAGACCCUCAAGUACUGUGAUUCGAAACUUGCCGCUCUGGAGCUCAUUCUUCAUUUGGCCCCCAGACUAAGUGUCGAAAUCUUGCUGGACCGCAUGACGCCCUACCUUCUGCAUUUCAGUAACGACUCUGUGCCCAGGGUGAGGGCAGAAGCCGUGAGGACACUGACCAAAGUUCUCGCCCUUGUCAAAGAAGUGCCACGGAACGAUGUCAAUAUUUAUCCGGAAUACAUUUUGCCGGGCAUCGCGCAUUUGGCUCAGGAUGAGGCCACGAUUGUCAGGCUCGCUUAUGCUGAAAAUAUAGCAUUGUUAGCAGAAACAGCUCUCAGAUUCCUGGAAUUGGUGCAACUGAAAAAUUUUAAUAUGGAAAAUGACCCAAAUAGUGAAGAAUUAGAUGAAGUAACACACCCAAGUGAAAAUUAUGACACAGAGCUCCAGGCCUUACAUGAGAUGGUUCAGCAGAAAGUUGUCACUUUAUUGAGCGACCCAGAAAACAUCGUGAAGCAGACACUAAUGGAAAAUGGAAUAACACGUCUCUGUGUGUUUUUUGGACGGCAGAAGGCAAACGAUGUACUGCUAUCCCAUAUGAUUACUUUUCUAAAUGAUAAAAAUGACUGGCAUCUCCGUGGAGCUUUUUUCGACAGCAUAGUUGGUGUCGCUGCCUACGUUGGCUGGCAGAGCUCAUCCAUCCUGAAGCCUCUGUUGCAGCAGGGCCUUAGUGAUGCUGAGGAAUUUGUUAUCUUCAAGGCUCUCAAUGCCCUUACCUGCAUGUGUCAGUUAGGGCUGUUGCAGAAACCCCAUAUCUAUGAAUUUGCCUGUGAUAUUGCACCCUUUCUAUGCCAUCCCAAUCUUUGGAUACGCUACGGUGCGGUAGGAUUCAUCACAGUGGUAGCUCAACAUCUAAAUAUUGCCGACGUCUACUGCAAACUAAUGCCCUUUCUUCAUCCUUUUAUAACUCAGCCAAUAAUACAGAUUGAUAAGGAAAUUGUUCUACUGAGUGUUCUUAAGGAGCCAGUAACCCGCUCCAUAUUUGAUUAUGCCUUGAGGUCCAAAGACAUCGCCAGUCUUUUCAGACACCUUCAGAUGCGUCAGAAGAAACGCAUUGGAACCGUUUCUGACUGCCCUCCUCCAGAGGAUCCUGCCAUUGCACAGUUGCUCAAGAAAUUGCUCUCACAGGGAAUGACAGAGGAGGAGGAAGACAAGCUGUUAGCUUUGAAAGACUUCAUGAUGAAAUCCAAUAAAGCGAAGGCCAAUAUUGUGGACCAGAGCCACCUUCACGAUACUCAAAAAGGUGUGAUCGACUUGGCCACUCUAGGCCUAACCGGAAGACAAGUUGACCUUGUUAAAACCAAGCAAGAGCCCGACGACAAAAGGGCUAGAAAACACGUAAAGCAAGAUUCAAAUGUGAAUGAAGAAUGGAAGAGUAUGUUUGGGUCAUUGGAACCAGCUACCAUUGCUCAGCCACUACCAAAAGGCCAUGGACCAACUAGUGAUCAAGAAGCAAUUCAGACAGGGAAAUCUUUUCGUUCCGAGUCGUCGGUUGGCGUGGGCAUUCCUCUGUCGUCAUCUCCUCAGGCCACUGAAAUAGCAGCUGUCCAGGCUCGGAAACCUCAGAUCCAAGUUUUGAGCAGUACCAUUUUGCCAUCCAGCUACCAAAUCCGCAUCACAACUUGUAAAACUGAACUUCAGCAGCUAGUGCAACAGAAGCGCGAGCAGUGCAACGCCGAGCGGAUAGCCAAGCAGAUGAUGGAGAAUGCAGAAUGGGAGAGCAAGCCACCCCCGCCGGGUUGGCGACCUAAAGGACUAUUGGUCGCACAUCUUCACGAACACAAAUCUGCGGUAAAUCGCAUCAGAGUCUCCGACGAACACUCCCUCUUUGCAACAUGCUCAAAUGAUGGGACUGUGAAAAUCUGGAACAGCCAAAAGAUGGAAGGCAAGACCACUACUACCAGGUCAAUCAUAACAUACUCUCGCAUCGGAGGACGUGUCAAGACGCUUACGUUUUGCCAAGGCUCCCAUUAUUUGGCCAUAGCUUCUGAUAAUGGAGCCGUUCAGCUCCUUGGGAUCGAGGCUUCCAAGUUACCUAAAUCUCCAAAGAUACAUCCGCUACAAAGCAGGCUUUUAGACCAGAAAGAGGAUGGGUGUGUUGUAGAUAUACAUCACUUCAAUUCUGGAGCGCAGUCAGUGCUGGCCUAUGCCACCGUGAAUGGUUCCUUAGUUGGUUGGGACCUCAGGUCUUCGAGUAACGCGUGGACGCUAAAGCACGAUUUGAAGUCAGGCCUCAUAACGUCAUUUGCCGUGGACAUCCACCAGUGCUGGCUGUGUAUUGGAACCAGCAAUGGUACUAUGGCCUGUUGGGACAUGAGGUUCCAGUUGCCGAUUUCCAGCCACUGCCAUCCUUCGCGGGCUCGGAUCAGACGCCUCCUGAUGCAUCCUCUCUAUCAGUCUUGGGUCAUCGCAGCUGUUCAAGGCAACAAUGAAGUGUCCAUGUGGGACAUGGAAACGGGCGACAGACGGUUCACGCUCUGGGCCAGCGGUGCCCCACCGCUUUCCGAAUUACAGCCGUCCCCACACAGCGUUCACGGGAUAUAUUGCAGUCCCGCAGAUGGAAAUCCGAUCCUGUUGACGGCAGGCUCGGACAUGAAAAUAAGAUUUUGGGAUUUAGCGUACCCCGAGCGAUCCUACGUCGUUGCAGGAAAUACAGGCUCCCCAACAGUGUCGUACUACAGGAAGAUCAUCGAAGGCACCGAAGUAGUCCAGGAAAUUCAGAACAAGCAGAAGGUGGGGCCCUCGGACGACACCCCACGAAGGGGUCCGGAAUCUCUCCCGGUGGGCCAUCACGAUAUCAUCACCGACGUUGCUACGUUCCAGACCACGCAAGGCUUUAUCGUGACUGCUUCCAGAGAUGGGAUUGUUAAAGUAUGGAAAUGAAAAGAACCGCACUCAUUUGUAUAGUUGUAAGAAGGAAAUAAAUAUUAUAUUGCAUUUUUUUCUAAA
Molecule: messenger RNA, 4285 nt
Organism: Ornithorhynchus anatinus (platypus)
Lineage: Eukaryota; Metazoa; Chordata; Mammalia; Monotremata; Ornithorhynchidae
Gene: PIK3R4
Product: phosphoinositide-3-kinase regulatory subunit 4
Exons: 20
Coding region: 137-4219 (1360 amino acids)
Biological process (GO): macroautophagy; autophagy of peroxisome; protein phosphorylation
Cellular component (GO): phosphatidylinositol 3-kinase complex, class III, type I; nucleus-vacuole junction; phosphatidylinositol 3-kinase complex, class III, type II
Molecular function (GO): ATP binding; protein binding; protein serine/threonine kinase activity
Source: RefSeq, a predicted model, not a curated record